Molecule: messenger RNA, 3654 nt
Organism: Caenorhabditis bovis
Lineage: Eukaryota; Metazoa; Nematoda; Chromadorea; Rhabditida; Rhabditidae
Source: the annotation of a GenBank genome assembly
AUGCUCAAUUUAUUUACAACAUUACAACUAUUAUUAUUUGCGGUCUUCAUUGAUCAUGCAAAAGAACUCGUCGACUCAUCGAUAGUGAUUUUCAACAAAGAAGUAUGCGAAUCAAUCAUUCCGGAUACGCGAGUCAAAAUCUUGCGAGGAGCCGAAAUGCACCAGAACAUUUCAACAGUCGUUGUUUGUAGCAAGAGUUUCCAAGAAAUGUCCGAUGACGAGUUGGACAUCAUUGAGCUGAUUGCGAGAACCGAGCGAACUCUGUUCGUGGUGCAAUUUGGUGAAAGAAAUGAUGAAACUCUCAAUCUUCUAAGCCAGUUUUCAAAUUGUUGGGCGACAACGAAGAUUGAAAAGUUUGAUGACAAUACCGUAUUCAUUUGUAACAAAUAUCAAAUGAAAUCGAAAAUUUCACAACUUCUCAAAUCAGAAAACCAAAUUUUUCCAAUUGAAAUGUCUCAUCGCGCCUCAAACAUUCACUUCUCUUCAUUUUUCGUCAGCGCAGAAAAGAAGUCCAACAAAUAUCGGGUGAAGAAGCCGAAAAUUGAAGAAUCUGAAGAUGACAUUGAGGAAAUUGUUGCAAAAACGAUGGAAUCGAUCGAAAAAAUGAAAUUGGAAGACGACGAUGACGAUGGAAAUGAGUUCGACAAUGAGCAUGACCCGAAGAGAGACCACCGCCUUCAUUGCAAAUAUAGAAAAUCUUGCUAUGAAACUGGAGAACGCGGACUCAUUGAACCAUAUGAUUUCUCGCUUCAUCAUCUGAUUUUCUUCUGGCAAGCUCCGCCAUCACAACAACAUCAUCUACCGCUGACAGAAGAUGCUGAUCAAGAUGGGGUCCCAGAUAGUGAAAAUGACGACAUCGAUCUGGUUGCUCGAAAAUAUGCUUGCAAAUACCGCACUUCGUGCUACAAGCAACAUGAAAUACCACUAUCGGACAAGCAGAAAGAGCGCGAGCGUAGUUUCAUGUCUGCCAAACUUCAAGUUCCUCAAGGAAAGAAAAGAACUCUGAAAGACAUCGCCCACAAGGCGAUGCAUCAAGUAGAAGAACGAACUGACAAAGCAAAACAUCGUCCUGUUCCGAAUUCUGUCAUCGUAGAGAAGAAGCUUCAAGCUGUUGAAGAAGAGCUCACAAGAAAACUUGAUUGCAAGUACAGAAAGUCGUGCUAUGAAACAGGAGAGGUUCCGGAGAUCGCUGAAUACAAUUUGGUUCCCACUUUUUUGCAAUUCAGUGAACGUGAAGAUUCGGAUGAAGAAGAUGACGAGAAAGAGUUCAGCGAGAUGGAAGAAGACGAGAAGAAAUUCUACUGCAAAUACCGAAAAUCAUGCUACGAGACUGGAGAGAAGCCUGACAUCCAGGCUGAAAUCAUCUUGAGCUCGUUCAGUGACAUCUUUGAGAUUCCAGAACAAGUUGAAACUCGAAAGCUCACACUUCAAGAACGUUGCAAGUACAGAAAGUCGUGCUAUGAGACUGGAGUCGUGCCAGAUCUCAACCGGGACGAAGAAUUCAUUGAGAAGAUCGCUGCCAAAGAAGUCAGCAAGGUAGUUCCAUCGACAGUUCAAGAUCUCAAGGCUCUGUGCAAAUACCGAAAGUCUUGUUACGAAGAAGUCGCCGUAUCAUCGACUCCAGAAAUUGUUCAAACCAUCAGGAAGCGUCGUCUCGUCGAAAAAGAGGUCAGGAAGCGAAAAGCCCGAAGACACCGCCGAAUGAAUAAACGUCGUCCCGAUCUUCUCGAGCAACACAUCUUGCAUCAUGCGAGAGCAGGUGAGCCGGUUGAGAAGACCCAGUAUGAGCUGCGACAAAUGGCGGAAUCAAAGGAAGCACGAAAGAAGGAAGGAGUUCCUACUGCAAAAUCCUUCAAAACACAAGUGAAGGAGUCGGCAAAGAAGAUAAAGAAAGAAGCCAAGAAAGAGACGAAGCCCGUUGAAAAAGAAGAGGAAAAGGAGGAAGAACUUGCUCAAACGGUCGAAGCUCAAAUUGUCGAUGAAGAACCCCCGAAGAAAAAGAAGAGUUUGAAAAAGGGUAAACAAGCAAAGAGUGAUGACGAUGAUGAAAAACAAGCAAAAGUGGAGAAGCCAGUUAAGGAAGUUGAGCAAGAUGAAAAAGACGCCGAUAAUAAUGAUGAUAAUGAAAACGGAGACAAGAAGGAAGAACCAUCUAAAAACAGAAAAGACAAACUGAAGAAGAAGAAGGUCGAUGCUGAAGAAAAGGAAGCCGAAUCGCCAAAGAAGCAGGAACAACCAAAAAAGGAAGAAGCAAAAGAAAAAGUAAAAAGCAAGAAGUCAUUGAAGAAGGUGAAGAAAACAGUUGUUGUGACAACACCAGCUCCACCAGUUAUUGAAGAAAAUGAUGACGACGACGACAAGAACGGAAAUAAUGAUCCAGAAGAACCAGAAGAUAAAAAGGAUGAAAAAACAACUAGUGAUGACAAUGAAGAAGUUGAUGAAAAACCAGAGGUAAAAAUUGUUCAAAAGACCGAGAACGAUGGUAAGAAGGAUGAAAAGGACAACGAUGAGGACGACGAUGGCAAUGAGUUCGACAAUGAGCAUGACCCGAAGAGAGACCACCGGCUUCAUUGCAAAUAUAGAAAAUCUUGCUAUGAAACUGGAGAACGCGGACUCAUUGAACCAUAUGAUUUCUCGCUUCAUCAUCUGAUUUUCUUCUGGCAAGCUCCGUCCUCACAACAACAUCACGAUUUCAACAUUCGCGAUUCAGACGGAGAUGGAAUUCCCGAUCAUUUGGAUAAAGAUACUGACAUGGCCAACAGAAAACUUGCCUGCAAAUAUCGAACAUCCUGUUAUGAGACCAGCGACAUUCCAAUAAGUGAGAAGAUUAUCGAAAGAGAAGAGAAACGCACCGAAAAUUCUCCAAAGAAUGAUGAUGAUGAUGAUGAUGACGAUGAUAAAGAGGAUAAGGUCCAUAGUAAGCACACGAUCUCAGAGGAACACGCGUUACUUGAUAAGAAGCUUGGAUGCAAAUACCGCAAGUCUUGCUAUGAGAGUGGAGUGAUUCCGAUUAUUCAACAAUGGAAUGAUGCUCCAACUUUGACCGAAACGAUUGCAUCCACUAAACAAGCUCAAACCCUUUUGGGAUGUAAGUAUAGAAAAUCCUGUUAUCGUGAGAUGGGAAUUAAUACUAAUUCUCAUGGCGAGGAGAUCAUUGAGAAGGAGGAAGAACGAAAACCACCGAUCAAGGAACCUGCAUCACAAGCAAAGACUGAACAAGAAACUUCACAUCAUCACCACAAACACGAAGAUCGUAAGAGCCACAAGAAACAUCAUAAGAAGGUUGAGAAGGAAUCUGAAGAAGACACAGACGAUGAUGACGACAAGGAUGAUGACGAUCAUGAUGAGAAGGUGAAAAACAAGAAGGUCACACAAGAAGCAACACACGAUGACGACGAAGCAAUCAAAGAGCUUCAAUUGAGCGUCGCCGAGAAAUCAAUGUGCAAAUACAGGAAAUCAUGUUACUCCGGUAUAGAACCAAGGUCAACUAAACAAGAUCAUUCAGGAACGAUGGCGAGGAGAGACGGAUCUGGACAAAAAUGCCAUAUUUAUUAUCUGUCUUGCCGCGAAAAAAUGGGUCUUCCGCCGAAAGAAAAGGCGCCGAUUGGACCCAACGGCAAGCGAUUGUGCAGAAAGAAACCACCCCAGAACUGA